UGAACUCAUAGGGCCAACUGUUAACUUGUUUGCGUUGAUAUUGGUGUUCUGUUUUAAUUACGUUUGUUAAUCUGAGAACUGACCUUCACUUAUGUGUCUACCUGAAGUGUAACUAUAGAUUUUGGCUGCGAGUGUCGUAUUGGACAGGACAUGGAGCCGAACGAAGUCACUGUUGUUGUUCAUGGUGCACGUGGUCUUAAAGGGAAAAAACAUGGUCGUUGCAAAUUUUCUGUAAUUUUUGGUGUUGGCAUUAAGAAGUACCGCACGUCUAUAGUGAAGGAAUCGAGUGGCAACCCAGACUGGAAUGAAGAAUCGGUUGUUAAAGUUGAUAAUUCGGGAGACUAUGCAUUUUUCACGGUCACAGAGAAAGAGGACAUUUUGGGUCAGAUAGUGAUUCCUCUGACCUCGUUGCCCACAGUUCAAGGUCAGGUUAAACGGACCCCUCUGCGGCCGCACAAGAAGUGUCCUGUUCCGCGCGGGGAGUUGAUCUAUCAGUGUUACGUGUCGAGCAAACGACCCAUUUCCGAGGCGCAGCAGUCACCGUCGAAUUCUUUACAUCAAAACGGACCUCAUCUCACGGGUUUUGCACGGCUGCGUCAGAAUCUCAUGUCAUCUACCUUGACCCUGCAACAAACACAGAGGAAAGAAAGAAAAACUAGCACACUGUCGAACUUGAACAAAAAAUUCUCUAAGUCAUUUCACGACAUUUUCAGUUUCGGGAAAGCGGCCGAAAAUGAGUCGAAAUCGUCAUUUCGGUCUUUCAGCAUCAACGCGAAUAUGGACGAUACCGGCGAAGCGCCAAUCAUUAACUGUAUAACGCCAAACGUCGUCGGUAUAGAAGGCGGAACGCGGCUAGUUAUCGAUGGCAAGAAUCUUGGGCUGGGGAAAUCAGAUAUCGUCGAAUUAAUACUCUGCGGCUGUGACCUGUUGGACUCUGUAGAGUUUGAAUCGUCCAGUCGUAUUUACUGCACGACGAAAGCUACCACAUCAGCUGGCAAGGGGGAUCUGUGGCUAGAAACCAUCUCAGGGGGUCAGAUCGUGUUGAAGAAUGUUUUUACGUUAGUUGACAAGUCGGCACCGGUGAAUAUCCUGGGUAAAGGGGACAAGGAAGGUGAAGACGACGUGUCAAUAGAGAGUGGGGGAAUCUCGUUCACAGCUAAUUCGGAUGAGUCACAGACACCAAGUCCACACCCGAAGAGGAUGGGCACUAAUCACAGUAUCUGUAGCGAGUCCGAAAACCAGGAUUCAAAGUACACAACAAAUUCUUUACCACGGCCUAAGAACAGCGGUGAAAUUCAAGGCAAGUUCGUCAAGAAGAACUUCAUCAAACACAUCCGUCAGUCGAGCGAGUCCGUCCUCACAGUUAAACACGAGUCCAAAGAGCAAGAAAAUAUGACAGUGGCUGAACUGAAAGCAGAAAUAACAAAAUUACAGAAUGAAAACAAAGGUCUAAAAAAGGACUUUUCUGCUUUACAAGCUCAGAAUCGCGACAUGAAGGGUUACAUUGAUAGACUUUUAACCAAGGUGUUAGUUCACUGCCCAGAAGCUUUGGAAAAUGACCCACCCAGAUUUUGAUUAUUAUAGGAAUUUACAUCAUUAACCCUCACGAAAAAGUCUGUAUUUAUAGGAGUGAAGACAUAAAUAUGUAAAAGUCUGUAUUUAUAGGAGUGAAGACAUAAAUAUGUAAAAGUAUGUAUUUAUAGGAGUGAAGACAUAAAUAUGUAAAAGUAUGUAUUUUUGAUAUUCAGGGGCGGGACGUAGCCCAGUGGUAAAGCACAUGCCUGAUGCAUGGUCGAUCUAGGAUCGAUCCCUAUAGGUGGGCCCAUUGGGCUAUUUCACUUUCUAGCCUGUGCACCACGACUGGU
Gigantopelta aegis is the source of this 1865-nucleotide messenger RNA. RefSeq lists its product as uncharacterized. Lineage: Eukaryota; Metazoa; Mollusca; Gastropoda; Neomphalida; Peltospiridae. Bases 151 to 1575 code for a protein of 474 amino acids. The transcript has 8 exons. The record is from RefSeq and is a predicted model, not a curated record.